Messenger RNA from Lotus japonicus, 2445 nucleotides. Its product is annotated as polyadenylate-binding protein 3-like. Lineage: Eukaryota; Viridiplantae; Streptophyta; Magnoliopsida; Fabales; Fabaceae. The transcript has 7 exons. The record is from RefSeq and is a predicted model, not a curated record. Gene Ontology annotation, cellular component: ribonucleoprotein complex. Bases 198 to 2174 code for a protein of 658 amino acids. Gene Ontology annotation, molecular function: RNA binding.
ACACCUCGUACUCUUUUCCUCUUCCUCUGUUCUUCUCUCUAUUGUCUGUCUGUCGGAGCCAGAAGAACAAACAAGAAAAAUAAAAAUAAUAAAAAUAUUUUCAUUUUUCUCCUAGAUUUCCAUUCACUGUUCUCUCGCUACUCCUUCUUCUCCGUUCAAUUCUCUGUUCGUUGAUUGUUUUUUUGCGGGAAAAAGGAAUGGCGGCGGCGGCGAUGACGACUCCAGCGGUGGUGGCUCAGACUGCAACAGCCCCGGUUGCUCCGGUGACGGCUCCAGCGCCGGCAUUGGUCGGAGGAGGGCCAUUUGCGAAUGCGUCUCUGUACGUAGGCGAUCUCGAAGGGAACGUGAACGAGGCGCAGCUGUAUGAUCUGUUCAGCCAGUUGGCUCAGAUUGUCUCGAUUAGGGUUUGCAGGGAUCAGACCAAGCGAUCCUCUCUCGGUUACGCUUAUGUCAACUUUGCUAACGCUCAGGAUGCGGCUAAUGCAUUGGAACUUCUGAACUUCACUCCUGUGAAUGGGAAGCCUAUUCGGAUUAUGUUUUCUCAGCGUGAUCCGAGCAUCCGGAAAAGUGGAUAUGCCAAUGUGUUUAUCAAGAACCUGGACACAUCAAUUGAUAACAAGGCAUUGCAUGACACUUUUGCUGCCUUUGGCCCUGUGCUUUCUUGUAAGGUGGCUGUUGAUGCAUCUGGUCAGUCGAAAGGGUAUGGUUUUGUGCAGUUUGACAAUGAUGAGGCUGCCCAGAAUGCCAUUAACAAGUUGAAUGGCAUGCUGAUUAAUGAUAAGAAAGUCUAUGUUGGACUCUUUGUGCGGCACCAGGAAAGGGGUCGAGCAAAUGGAUCACCCAAGUUCACUAAUGUUUAUGUCAAGAACCUUUCUGAAUCAUGCACUGAUGAGGACCUGAAGCAGCUAUUUGCCCCCUUUGGUGUGAUAACUAGUGCAACAGUUAUGAAAGAUGUGAAUGGCAAUUCCAAAUGCUUUGGCUUUGUGAAUUUCGAGAGCCCAGAUUCAGCGGCUGCUGCAGUUGAGAAGUUGAAUGGGACAACUAUCAAUGAUGACAAGGUUUUAUAUGCGGGAAGAGCUCAGAGGAAAGCAGAAAGAGAAGCUGAGUUGAGAGCCAAAUUUGAGCAGGAAAGAAUUAGCAGAUAUGAAAAGUUACAAGGUGCUAACUUGUAUGUGAAAAAUCUUGAUGACAACAUCAAUGAUGAAAAGCUGAAGGAUUUGUUUUCCGAGUUUGGAACUAUAACAUCGUUCAAGGUGAUGCUGGAUUCUUAUGGGAAUAGCAAAGGUUCUGGUUUUGUGGCCUUUUCUACUCCUGAGGAAGCAAAUCAAGCCAUGACUGAGAUGAAUGGGAAGUUGGUUGGUCGGAAGCCUCUCUAUGUUGCUGUCGCCCAGCGCAAAGAAGACAGGAAGGCUCGAUUGCAGGCUCAUUUUGCUCAAAUCCAAGUACCUGGUGGAAUGGCACCUCUGCCUGCAGGAAUUCCUGGAUAUCAUGCAGGGACCCCAAGACUUGCCCCUCAACAGCUAUAUUAUGGUCAAGGGUCACCUGGCUUCAUGCCCCCUCAGCCUGCUGGAUAUGGUUUCCAGCAGCAAAUGUUGCCAGGAAUGCGGCCUGGUGUUGCUCCAAAUUUCAUUAUGCCAUACCAGGUUCAGAGACAGGGUCAGCCUGGGCAGAGAAUGGGUGGUCGACGAAAUGGAAACCUCCAAUCAGGGCAGCCGAAUCAAGUGCCACAUCGCAACUCCAACCAAGGGUUUAGAUAUAUGGCCACCAAUCGAAAUGGUAUGGACCCAUCUGUUGUUCCUCAAAGUUCAGUGGGUCCAGUGAUGCCCAUGCCCUUUGAUGGUUAUGGAGUUACUGCAGCUCCUGCUGAAAAUCAGCGUCCCGCGGUGUCAUCUGCCACACUUGCCUCAACUUUGGCUUCUGCUACCCCAGAAAAUCAGCGCCUGAUGUUGGGAGAACAUCUAUAUCCCCUCGUGGAGCAUCUUACCCCAAACCAACAUACUGCAAAGGUGACUGGGAUGUUGCUGGAGAUGGACCAGUCAGAGGUAAUACAUCUUAUUGAAUCUCCUGAGGACCUGAAGAUGAAGGUGUCUGAGGCAUUGCGGGUCCUUCGUGAUGCUGCUGCACCAGGUUCUGAAGUUAGUGAUCAGCUUGGCUCAUUCUCAUUGAAUGAAUGAAAUAAUCUCCCGUUUUAGCGGUAGAUGUUGCAACGCAACAUAUUUUGGGCUUAUUGAGCUAGUAUUAUUUAUGGAGUCUCUUGCGAUUUUAAACUUUAUCAGGAUCACAGGUUUCCUUUUUGCGCGAUAAUUUAUUGGUGGAUUAAAGGAUUUGUUUUGGUGGGCCUUUUUUGGCUUCGUUUUAGUAUUUUCAUAUAGGACCGAAUUCACAGUAAAGGAGUUUAUUAGCCUUUGACAAUAAAUUUAUUUUAAAGGACCUAUUUUAGACCUA